Molecule: messenger RNA, 1328 nt
Organism: Cucurbita pepo subsp. pepo (vegetable marrow)
Lineage: Eukaryota; Viridiplantae; Streptophyta; Magnoliopsida; Cucurbitales; Cucurbitaceae
Source: RefSeq, a predicted model, not a curated record
AAGGCGCUUUUUGAAACGGCUGAAGAAGAGGAAGAUAAUAGAAUUGGGAAUCCAUACACAUUCUCAUUACGAACAACCUCUCAACCAACUUCCAUGGACUCUCAGUCUCAGAUCUUGCUCCAGCCCUAGCCGCUUUCCAGAGGUUUUAUUGUGUGGAUAAGGUGUGGGAGCUUGCUGUGGUGCUGGUGAUGGAUGUGGUGGAGUGACGGACAGAGGCGGCGGGAUGAGGGAGAUGGACGAUAGAGGUGGUGGAUCGUUUGUUGCUGUUAGGAGGAUUUCUCAAGGUCUGGAGCGAGGAAAUACUUGUCACUCGACUUCAGCUGAGGUUGUGGCAGGAUCAGCUGCAUGGCUUGGCCGGGGUCUUUCUUGCGUUUGUGCACAGAGAAGAGAAAGCGAUGCACGUCCAUCAUUUGACUUAACUCCUGCACAGGAGGAAUGCUUGCAGACGCUGCAGAACCGCAUAGAUAUUGCCUAUGAUAAUUCAAUCCCUGAGCACCAGGAGGCUCUAAGGGCUCUAUGGAAUGUGGCAUUCCCAGAGGAAGAACUUCGUGGUUUGAUAUCUGAGCAGUGGAAGGAAAUGGGCUGGCAAGGAAAGGAUCCAUCAACAGAUUUUAGGGGUGGUGGUUUUAUUUCAUUGGAGAACUUAUUGUUCUUUGCCAGGAAUUUCCCGAAGUCGUUCCAGGAUCUCCUUCGAAAGCAAGUAGGAGAUCGGUCUUUAUGGGAAUACCCAUUUGCUGUAGCUGGGGUGAACAUCACAUUCAUGCUUAUUCAAAUGCUUGAUCUUGAAGCAGUCAAGCCACGGACACUUGUGGGAGCAACAUUCUUGAAGUUUCUUGCAGAAAACGAUUCGGCAUUUGACCUCCUUUAUUGUAUCACGUUCAAACUAAUGGAUCGUGAAUGGCUUGCCAUGCAUGCAUCAUAUAUGGACUUCAAUACUGUAAUGAAAGCGACACGACGACAAUUGGAAAAAGAGCUACUAAUGGAGGAUAUUUCAAGGCUCGAAGAACUACCUUCAUACGACCUUCUCGAUCAAUAGUUCGUUUACCAACCAAACACCUCAUUUUCUAAUGGAAAAUAGCUUGUGGUAUCGUCUUCAAUAGCUUUUAACUAGAUAGAGGUUUUUUUCUUUUGUACAUGAUUAUUCUCCGAUCUUCCCAUUGUCAAGCGGCUUGCUCUUUUGACCAAGUAGUGUACACCAUCCAUUCCACUUCUUUUUUUUUUCCUUCUUUGUUGUGGUUUACUUUUUCUCUUUGUUUCUUCUCAGAAUUUUCGGUUGAGACUUAUUUUACAAAUAAGUUUGAUGAAUGAGCUGUUAAUUUCUUACACUU